This is a messenger RNA of Metarhizium brunneum ARSEF 3297, 1629 nucleotides long. RefSeq lists its product as uncharacterized. Gene Ontology annotation, biological process: transmembrane transport. The record is from RefSeq and is a predicted model, not a curated record. Gene Ontology annotation, cellular component: plasma membrane. Gene Ontology annotation, molecular function: transmembrane transporter activity. Lineage: Eukaryota; Fungi; Ascomycota; Sordariomycetes; Hypocreales; Clavicipitaceae.
AUGGAGCACCGCACCGACGAAACCGACGUGCCGGGCACCGUAUCUCUGGAAGAUUUAAACAAUGUCUCGGACAAGGUCGUCCUGCACCCGGUGCCGACGACGGACCCCAACGACCCGCUCAACUGGUCCUCUCUCCGAAAGACGGUCAACUACGGGCUGGUCCAGAUCUACGUCCUGUUCACCUUUGUCCAGCUCGACAUUGGCUUCACCGCGUGGAACCAGUACCAGGAGGAGCUGGGCCUGAGCGUCGGCACGCUCAACGGCGCCACGGCCCUCAACUACGCCGGCCUCGCCGUCGGCAGCUUCAUCUUUAUCCCGCUCAUGCAUAAGUACGGCCGGCGCCCGCUGUAUAUUGUCAGCACGAUGCUGCAGCUCGCGUCGUGCGUGUGGUUUGCCCGCGCAAAUACACAGGCGGACAUGUGGCUGGCCAACCUGGUCUCGGGACUUGGCGGCGCCGUCUGCGAGACCGUGGUGCAGGUCACCAUCUGCGACAUCUUCUUCAUCCACCAGCACGCCGUUAUGAAUGCUGUGUAUUUGCUGUUUACCAGCGUGGGCGCCUUUCUCGGCCCCGUCGCGGCAGGGUACAUCGUGGACAGCCAGGGGUGGCGGUGGAUGUGGUGGUGGUGCGUCAUCUUCUUCGGCGUCAACCUCUUGCUUGUGGUGUUCUUCUUCGAGGAGUCCAAGUACGUCGGCGCCAUUCAGGGGCAGCCCGUGGCGGACACGGCGUCUAUACAGGACGCGGUCAAGACGGACAUGGACAGCCGGCACGUCGAGGAGAAGGCGUACAAGUCUGAUUUCCGCAUCAGCGAGGACGACGUCCAGCGGACCGAGUCCCGGAGCUACAUUGACGGCGGUAUCCCGAUGAAGUCGUACCGCGAGCGCAUGAGGCUGGUGACGCGCACUGACGAGUCGAUCCUCCGGCACAUGCACGAGCCGUUUCCUGUCCUGUUUACCUUUCCGGCGGUGGCGUUUACGGCCAUUACGUACGGCAGCAUGCUGGCCGUGUUUGCCAUUCUGGUGUCGGUGCAGGCCAUCUACCUCUUUAGCCCGCCGUACAACUUCUCGGCCGCCGGGGUCGGGCUCAUGAACAUCGCCCCGUUUGUGGGCACGAUCCCCGGCGUCUUCAUCGGCGGCACCCUCAACGACAAGUCGAUUCUUUGGCUCUCAAGGAGGAACGGCGGCGUGUACGAGCCGGAGAUGAGGCUCUGGCUGGCCCUGCCCUGCGCGAUUGCCGGGCCGGCCGGCGUUCUCUUGCUGGGCGUGGGAUUGGCAAAUGGCGUCGCGUGGCCGCUGCUCGCGGUUGGGUUUGGUCUUUUUGGCUUCACCCUGACUGUUGCUGGCAGUAUUGCCUUGUCCUACGCCAUGGACUGCUAUCACGACAUUGUCGGCAGCUCCAUGAUAGGCAUCAUAUUCACCCGAAACGUGCUGUCUGUCGUGGUCCUGUUCGCGCUCACCCCCUGGAUUGAAAGCAUGGGCCUGCAAAACGUUCACAUCUUGGUCGCCGGCAUCUUGGGUCUGAUUCUCCUUAUACCGGUGCUUCUUCUGAAAUGGGGCAAGAAGGCGAGAGCGCGGUCUGCCAAAGCUUAUCGAGCCAUGGCAGCACGUCAGUCAACGAGCAGGGAGCUGUAA